Molecule: messenger RNA, 1895 nt
Organism: Podarcis muralis (Common wall lizard)
Lineage: Eukaryota; Metazoa; Chordata; Lepidosauria; Squamata; Lacertidae
Gene: INPP5K
Product: inositol polyphosphate-5-phosphatase K
Biological process (GO): negative regulation of glycogen biosynthetic process; negative regulation of insulin receptor signaling pathway; phosphatidylinositol dephosphorylation
Cellular component (GO): endoplasmic reticulum; cytoplasm; ruffle
Molecular function (GO): phosphatidylinositol-3,4,5-trisphosphate 5-phosphatase activity; inositol bisphosphate phosphatase activity; phosphatidylinositol-4,5-bisphosphate 5-phosphatase activity
Source: RefSeq, a predicted model, not a curated record
CGCACAUGCGCGCGGGGGACCCGUCUGGGGAAACCCCCCCUUUGGCCCACGUGCCCCCGGCCGAGUCAAGGGAGUCCCUGGGCAUGUGCAGAGUGCGCCCGAGCCUUCCUGCUCCCUGGAGGCUCUUCCGCCCCCUUGGGGUUUCCCGCGAGGAGGCAGCAACCCCUCCCGAAGGAUCUCGGGGCCCCGUGACCGGCCUCCGCCCGCCGACAGGCGCUCCUUCUUACAGCAAAGCCCCCGGAUGCGGCUCCGGAGCGGGAGUUAUGCUAAUCGCCGCGGGAAGCGCGAAAGCCGAUUUCGGCUUGCAAAGCACCGGCUGGGAUUUGAGUCCUUGGUGGGCCGCUUAUUCAGCAGGUUGCACUUGGUGACUUGGAAUGUGGGCACAGCUUCUCCCCCUCCUGAUGUCACCUCUUUGCUGCAGCUCAACUUGCAAGACCAGGAAAUGGACAUGUAUGUCAUUGGUUUACAGGAGGUGAACUCCAAGAUUGUGAAUUUCCUAUCCGACAUGGCCUUUGAUGAUCCUUGGAGUAUUUUCUUCAUGAAUGUUCUUUCUCCUCUGCGCUAUGUCAAGGUAUCUUCCAUACGCAUGCAGGGCCUCCUCCUCCUGGUCUUUGCAAAGCAGCCUCACGUCCCCUUCAUACGGGACAUUCAGAGCCAGUUCACUCGCACGGGUCUCUACGGAUAUUGGGGAAACAAGGGGGGUGUCACCACUCGCAUGUCUGUCUAUGGACAUACCAUCUGUUUCCUGAACUGCCACCUGCCAGCCCACAUGGAGAAUGCAGGACAGCGGCUGGAUGACUUUGAGCGUAUCCUGGAGAUGCAGCAGUUUGAAGGCGAAAAGAUUCCCAACGUCCUGGAUCACGACGUUCUCUUCUGGUUUGGUGACUUGAACUUCCGGAUUGAAGAUUACGGCCUGCAUUUCAUUCGAGAAUCAAUCAAUAACAGCCGAUUCAGCCUUUUGUGGGAAAAGGACCAGCUUAACAUCGCUAAGAAGAAGGAACCCAUUCUUCAAGAAUUCAUGGAGGGGCCCCUGAAGUUCAAACCCACCUACAAGUUUGACCUGUACUCAAAUGACUAUGACACCAGGGGGCAGAAGACGCUCUUUUGGUUUAAUGGGAAGAAGCGGAAGCCUGCGUGGACGGACCGGAUCCUCUGGAGGGUGAAGCACCUUUUGCAGUUGGCCUCGGAGGCAGGAGAGAUGCCAGAAGAGGAGGCCAUUUCUGUGUCCCUGCACAGCUACAUCAGCCACAUGAGUUACGGCAUCAGCGACCACAAACCUGUCACCGGGACCUUUGUACUUGAGAUGAAGCCUCUGCCCCCUGUCCCACUGGUCAGGCUGCAUCCUGUGGGCAACUGGGAUGCUGAGCAAGAUGCCACCGUCCGCUACUCCACAGCUCCUGAAUUCCCAAGCAGUGCCUGGGAUUGGAUUGGUCUCUACAAGGUGACCUUCAAGCAUGCAAAUGACUAUGUGAUGUACGCCUGGGUGCAAGACAACGAGAUUUCCUCUGAGGAGGAUGCCAAGCAGGUCUAUCUCAGUGCUGAGGAGCUUCCAGCAACCGGAGGAGAGUUUCUCCUGGGUUAUUACAGCAACACAAUGCAAUCCCUGGUUGGCAUCAGUCAGCCCUUUCAGAUUCAACCAAGGAGAAUGUUAGCAGAGAAGGACCUAGCCUGGGACGGAGUCAGCAGGAUGCAGGAGCAGCUCUGUGAUGAGAAACCACCGUGUGACUUUUGAACUGUGCCACGUGCCCCUGCAGCAGGGUCUGUGAGGAGGGAACCUCCUUCCUCUGCCUUAGAAACAGGCCUCUCUCUGAAGAAGGCUAGAAAAACAGGUGGGCAUGUGAGUUUGAGCAGCCCAGAGCAUCAUUUCCUAGGAAAUAAAUAGUUCUAUUGCUGUC